GCAUGUAUCGUCGCGAAGCGUGUCGCGUUCUCUUUUCCGCUCGAACGCGGUUCUCUAGCGGUUCUCUUCCUCUUGCGAGUGCUCUAACGGGAGUGCCUCGUUAGGACGUCGUCAACGCUAAUCGUGAGCGUCUCAGCAGUACGCGUUUCAGUAGAAUUCAUGCCUUUUAUCCGAGUACUCCAUGUUUACUCGCAAGGAUAGAGACCCGACGAGUGUAAUAAAAGAUAUUUUCGUAUCAAGAUUCAUCGAAAUUGAUUGUAAAUUCCAUCAUUAUAGAUUUUAUUUCCGAAUUUAUUGGCAUAGAGAGAGAACUGAUGUUUGUAAAGAUUGUUUUGUAGCUUGCUUACCUCAUUAUUAGUGUCACCUUCUCAUUGGCUGCUUAUGAACAUGGAAACUCGUCGCCGUAUUGACGGUUCUUCUCCGGACAGAAACGCGCGAGGAUCAAGCCUGAUGUCCGUAUGGUCGACCAGCACCGGGCGCAAUACAGUGUUUGCCGCGCAGAGCGGCGGAGCGGUGCUUCCCACGUCGCACCUGCCAAUUCACGUACACGUGGCGCACGCACACCUGCGCAACCCUGACGGCCACUGCUUUCACAAACCGUACCACGAUCACCAUUGUCAGUCGACGAUGUCGCAAGCGGGGGAUGGCCUUCACACGCCGGGUUACCUAUCCUGGAGAAAAUUGCAGCUGAGCCGUGCGAAACUCAAGGCAUCCAGUAAAACGUCGGCCCUGCUCUCUGGUUUCGCUAUGGUUGCCAUGGUAGAGGUACAGCUGAAUUCCACUACGCAAGUUCCCACGGAGAUGCUGAUCGCUUUUGCCGUGUGCACGACCCUCCUGGUGGCUGUUCAUAUGCUGGCGCUAAUGAUAUCCACGUGCAUAUUACCGAACAUCGAGGCCGUCUGCAAUUUGCAUAGCAUAAGUCUCGUACAUGAAUCGCCGCACGAACGUUUACAUUGGUAUAUCGAGGUCGCGUGGGCCUUCUCCACAUUGCUCGGCCUCCUGCUGUUCCUACUGGAAAUUGCGAUACUCUGCUGGGUAAAGUUUUAUGACUUUUCGCAAGUGGCCGCCUGGUCGGCCUGUAUAGUGCUGAUACCAGUAUUGAUAAUCUUCCUUGCGUUCGCGAUACACUUUUAUCGGAGCUUGGUCGCACAUAAGUAUGAAGUCACGGUGUCCGGAAUACGAGAGCUCGAGUUACUCAAAGAGCAGAUCGAAUCCACGGAUGUGGAGGGCAGAAACGGUGUCAAUCUCCUGCGGACCAAUUGCGGAGCAACGCAUAUCGUUUGAACCGGUCUGUUCGAUCUUUCCUGUUGUCGGAUUUUUUGUUUUGGACUGAAUACGCAGGAAGAUACUUCGCGAAAUACGAGGCGAAAGGGAGGGGCAGCAGGGAUCUGUUGAAGCAUGCGAAGAUGCCGCGAGUAUCAUGAUGUUUCUCCUGCUGGGAAACGGAAUCUUUCGAGUGUAAGUUACUCACGAAGAACAUGACAAAUGACCACCCUCUUCGUGCACAUGCACAUGCUGCAAAUGUUACGAAAGUUCGGUCAGAUAAGAUCUUCCUCUUUUUUCUUUUUAUUUAUACGCGUGUCCUCUGUGAUGUAAAUUAAUAUAAGUAUGUACAAUAAAACUCUGUUCAUUGACGAUGCGAAAGCAUCGUAAUGGCAGAUUUAGGAAAGAGAUAAAGUUCGAUAAAACGUCAUUAUAUAUAUAUAUACAUAUAAUACAUUCCUUCAUUCGCGCGUUGCGACUUAAAUGUAGGAAGAAUAAUACUGAGAAGAUACAUCGAGACUUGCAAUUUGAAGAUAGCCUUUUAUCGGAAGGUUACUGAAUAUACAAAUGAAUGUACUUAUCUUUUUAUUGAAAAAAAAACGUGCUUAUUUUCGAAAAAUGCCAUCAGUGUUUAUAUUUUUUGUUAUCUCAGCAAAUUGUCGGACACGUACGAAAUAUACAACACAUAUUUCGCGUUACAUACAUUUGCCAAUGUAAUACAUAGAAAGUGAAUUAUCUUUCUUAAAAAUAUACUUUUAAAUCACUAUCACGCAGCGAGAUUUUCUUUACAAUAUUUCAAUACAUAAAUACAUCACGUUGAGCUACAUACAUUCAUAGACGUAUAAUGGGCGUUUUUCAGCGAGCGACACAAAGGGCACAGUAUAACACAGUGAAUCAUUUCAUCCUUGUUUACAUUCGGCAAACAAUAAGGAUGAAGUGAUACACUGCAUCUUCUGUGUCGCUUACUGAAAAAUACUUGUAUAUGGACUGCGCAUUCCCACUCUCUCCUUUGUUUCAGCAAUAAUGUAUAUGAAAUUUUAGAAAAAGAAAGUUUGUGUUCAUAGUAGCUUCUUCUUUGUCUAACGACGCGUGGUGAGCGAAAGAAGUCGAUCAAGACAUAAAAAACGCAGUGGCUAUUUAUUAAAUUUUUCCCCCACUUUUGUUAUUGAUAGACAGAGAAGAAACUAACACCAUGAAAGCAUGUUGUCUCCUUCUAAAAUUUAUAUAACUUUCUAGCCAAACCCGAAGUCUGUAUAUUAUACAUACAUUACGAUUAUAAUAGAAAUAAAAGAAAUAUCAAUGUGUGGGAAGUUGAAUGCAUAUACACAAUUUUGCGAUUAAUUUGAGAUGCAUUAUAUUUUGUUGAUAAUAUAUGAAAGUCGAAUGCGUAUAUAUUCAGUUAUUAUUUGUAUAUAUUUUUUUCGGCGCGCGAAUUAAUGGAUAAUAACUGGAUAAUAACGAUGCGACUAAAAUAAAAUUGACGCAGAUACAAAAUCAUACGCACGCAUUAUAUUUGCCGCAAAUGCGGAAAGGACUGGUAUAUAUGAAACAAGUAUGUCUAAAUCGAUUAAAGAAGAUAUAAACGAGAGAUGACGCAAUGCACAUAUAAGUGUAUGGCACUGCUUAGCUAUUUAUCCUUGGAAUAUGUAAUAACGUCGGA
Camponotus floridanus (Florida carpenter ant) is the source of this 2923-nucleotide messenger RNA. Its product is annotated as calcium release-activated calcium channel protein 1. The transcript is spliced from 4 exons. The record is from RefSeq and is a predicted model, not a curated record. Gene Ontology annotation, biological process: store-operated calcium entry. Gene Ontology annotation, cellular component: membrane. Gene Ontology annotation, molecular function: store-operated calcium channel activity. Bases 382 to 1284 code for a protein of 300 amino acids. Lineage: Eukaryota; Metazoa; Arthropoda; Insecta; Hymenoptera; Formicidae.